Molecule: messenger RNA, 1491 nt
Organism: Cebus imitator (Panamanian white-faced capuchin)
Lineage: Eukaryota; Metazoa; Chordata; Mammalia; Primates; Cebidae
Gene: COMMD8
Product: COMM domain containing 8
Exons: 5
Coding region: 75-626 (183 amino acids)
Source: RefSeq, a predicted model, not a curated record
UCACGUGGGCGAGCCGCGGCUUAGGACGCGCGGCCAGCCUUGUCACGUGACCCACGCCCCUGCUUCUCUCAGGGAUGGAGCCGGAAGAGGGGACGCCCCUGUGGCAGCUGCAAAAGCUGCCGGCCGAGCGGGGCCCGCAGCUUCUUCACAAAAUAAUUGAUGGCAUUUGUGGUCGAGCUUAUCCUGUGUACCAAGAUUAUCACAGUGUUUGGGAAUCAGAAGAAUGGAUCCACGUUUUAGAAGAUGUUACCAAAUUUUUCAAAGCUGUAGUUGGUAAAAACUUACCCGAUGAAGAGAUACUUCAGCAAUUGAAUCAGUUGAAUUCAUCUCAUCAAGAAACUAUCAUGAAAUGCGUGAAAAGUAGGAAAGAUGAAAUCAAACAGGCUCUGUUAAGAGAAAUAGUUGCUAUUUCCUCUGCACAGCUACAGGAUUUUGAUUGGCAGGUAAAGCUUGCACUCUCCAGUGACAAGAUUGCUGCAUUACGAAUGCCACUUUUAAGCCUGCAUCUAGAUGUAAAAGAAAAUGGUGAAGUAAAACCAUAUUCUAUUGAAAUGAGUAGAGAGGAACUGCAGAAUCUAAUACAUUCCUUGGAAGCAGCAUAUAAGGUGGUCCUGCAGUUGAAAUAACUGGAAAUGAUGAAUACCAGUGCUAUCGGAUUUUAUUGCUCCAACUUAUAUGGCAGAGUGAAUACUGUGUGUUCAGAAAUGCUGCGAUGUCUUGACUGUUACACCAGGCUGAGAAAGCGGCAGUGUUGAUAUUAUAAAGAUAAAAAUUUAUCAACAUUCCUUAACAGGAAAUUACAUGGUUGAGAGGAAAUGCAUAAAAUGAAAGAUGAAAAAUCCAUAGUAGCAGUUUAUAUUUUCAUGAUUGUUUUGCUUCAUUUAUUAAAUAUUUGAGAAAUCUUUGGAGAUACACAGUUUUAUUGAAAGCUAAAAAUAAGUUCUAAUGUAAUGUAAACAUAUAAAGCACAAAUAUACUUGAAUAUUGCUUAAAGAAUUAUGUGAAUAGCAACUUAUAUUAUGGAUAUAUAAUUACUUUGUCAUAUUUUUAAAAAUUAACUUUUUCAAAGAAUGUAUUAGCUGCAUAUAUAACUCAGGAGAUUCCAUAUCUUUCUCAUAUUUCAGAGGAAAGAUUAUAAAAUGUAAAAUUUCUUAGAGACUAUCUCUUUGUUGGAGACAAACAAGAACAAAUACUCUAAACUUAUGUGAACAAUUUUGAGUUUAUGAAUUCUAGAAACUAAAAUCUCUACAAUAUAGAAAAAUGAAAGUAACAUUGUUACUUCUGCAUUUCUAUGUUUGGGAAACAUUGCUCUGAUAAAAAAUAGAUGUCAUUGUGCAGUGUGUAUGUUAUUCAAAUAUCAGAUAAGAUUAUGUCCAGGUCCACUUUUGUUAAUAAACUCAAUAUUGAAUACUUUUGGAUGUUAACAGAUUCAUUGGAAAAACAAACCAUUUGUAACCUCAGUUAACUUUAAAAACAAGUAUUCUGAGCAAA